Messenger RNA from Oncorhynchus gorbuscha (pink salmon), 2915 nucleotides. RefSeq names its product E3 ubiquitin-protein ligase RNF220-like. The transcript has 15 exons. The record is from RefSeq and is a predicted model, not a curated record. Gene Ontology annotation, biological process: protein ubiquitination. Gene Ontology annotation, molecular function: ubiquitin protein ligase activity; metal ion binding. Lineage: Eukaryota; Metazoa; Chordata; Actinopteri; Salmoniformes; Salmonidae. The coding region runs from base 399 to 2030 and encodes 543 amino acids.
GCCUCUGAGCAGCAGCAGCCGCAGCCCGGUGAGCUUCGCCUCGUCCUCACGUUGUGCCACUUCUUAUCUUACAAUUCUAACCCAUCUGUCAAUGUGAAAAAAAAAUACUGUAGCCAAGUUUACAUUUCACUGCAGAUAUACUUGGAAAUAAUCUCGACCUUUUGCAAGCGCGUGUUUCUCUUCUGCUCGGACGGAAUAAAGUCUCGACCGUCGCUGACAUUCUAACUAGAGAAAGUGUUCGUUGUGUGGCUGAAACAACUCCAAGACAGCGUUUAACUAGCCCUAUGAGAAUGGACUCACAGUGAAGUUAUUCUACAUCAUCUUCAAAUCACACCAACACUCAGCCCCUCCCCCUGACCAGUCCCUCCCUCUAUAGGACUAAGGGAGGCGUGGAUUGGAUGGACCUCCACCGUCCCUCUUUUAAGAUGGACAGCUCCUCCUACCUGCCCAGUCCCCUGGCCUCCCCAGCCCUGAUGGUGCUGGCCUCCACAGCCGAGGCUGGCCACGAUUCCUCCAUCCCCUGCCAGGCCCCACGGCCUUUCGGUGUCCCCAUCUCCGAGAAGGACCUCCACCUCCCCUUCGCCUCCGGCUCCUACACAUUUGCCUCCAUGUACCACCGCCAGGGUCCCGUAUCCAGCCAUGGCACCUUCCCCACCAGAGACUUCCCUGCAUCCCUGCUCCACCUCCACCCCCAGUUCCACUCCCCCAACCUGGACUGCUCAUCUCUAGAGAUGCUCAACCACAGCGGGGUGGGCGCCUUCAGACCCUUCUCCUCCCUGCCUGAGGAGAGGGAGGUCAGGGGUUAUCAGUCAGCCUUCACCCCUGCUAAGAGGCUCAAGGGCUGCUAUACCGACUCGGAAAGGAAGCCGUAUGAGUUUGGAGGAGGGCGUAUUCUGUCUGGUUCGCCGUGGUCGCUCAAAGCCGCUGAGGAUUCUGGGAGGAAGUUGUUUGCGGUGUCUGGCCUGCUGUCAGACAGUGAGGCCUUGUCUAGUCCUGAGGACCGUAAGGAUGGCUUAGGUAAGGGGAACAUCCUGUAUGACUCCCAGGCCCCAGUGUGUCCUGUGUGCCAUGCUGUGUUACGACCAGGUGAGCUACAGGAGCACAUGGAGCAGGAGAUGGGCAGACUGACACAGUUACAAAUCAGUAUUAAUUCAGUGCAGAGGGACAAUCCAUUAGGGGCUUCAAAGUCCCUCUCACUAUCUCUGCACAUUAAACGUGAGGGGGGAUCUCCCGCCUCUCCCCCCUGCCCACCUGAAGACCCCCACUCAGAUAGAUACCAGACGUUUCUUCGUGUGAGGACCAACAGACAUACAAGACUGAAUGUCAGGAUCGGCAAGCUGAAGAGGAGGAAAGCUGACGAAGUUCAGGACAUUUUGGUGGACCUGGGAGGAGAGGGGGAGCAGUGGAGGGAGCGGAGGAGGUUACAGAUGACCUCCAUGCUGGGGGGGUUUAAAGGGUCGGUAUUUGUGAGCAGCAGCACAUCUAAUGAGGGCCGUGGUGACAGUGAUGCUGACCUGGACGUUGAUGGGGACGACACCGUGGACUACGGAAGAGCACAAUAUACAGAGGCAGACAUCAUCCCCUGUUCACAACGGGAGCCCGGGGAGGUGGAGGAGAGGAAAGCACCGAGGGGGGCUGUUUUAAAUGUUGGAACUCUGGACCAUUCAAAAUGGACAAAUGAGGGAUGUCCAUCCACCAGCAAUGGGGAACGCAACAAACUGGACAACAGCAUUACCUCCGUACACAGGACCUGUAAAAACUGUGACAUAGAGAUGGUCUCUGAGGAUUCGGCACUCACGACGCUCGAUGCACUAAAAACCCGGAUACGAGACCUAGAGAAGCAGAUGUCCAGAGGAGACAGAUACAAAUGUCUCAUCUGUAUGGACACAUAUUCUACGCCCCUCACUUCCAUCCAGUGCUGGCACGUCCACUGUGAGGAGUGCUGGCUCCGCACACUGGGGGCUAAGAAGCUUUGUCCACAGUGUAACACCAUAACUUCACCCGGGGACCUGAGACGGGUGUAUCUGUAGCCCGGCAGGCCGGGGAAGCACAGGCCUUUGAGGGGGACAUAAAGGGCAGCUGGCCUGUCAGAGAUCACCCUUGUCUUUGCACCUUAACCCACACACACACACACACACACACACACACACACACACACACACACACACACACACACACACACACACACACACACACACACACACACACACACACACACACACACACACACACACACACACACACACACACACACACCUUCCGAACUGAGUAGGGGCACACCUCAUGAAUAGAUCGUACCCAUGACUGGGUAUUGCACAACGAUCAGUCCUCAUGUCCUUUUGACGUUUUAGGUUUGACAUUUCACCUUUGGUUCGCCCAGCUGGAUGGUGUUCGUUUGUACCCUGCUCGCCUCCACCUUUAGUGAGCCAGGCCAGUUCUAAGAGGAGGACUCUGUGCUCAAUCCGUUAAUCCCCGUAAGGUAUAUAGAUGAAAUAAAUGACAAGAACUGAAGUAUUCUCAGCGCUCAGGCACUGAAAGAAAGCUUUCAGGUGGAUGUAGAUCACUCUGGACUAUUAUUAUAUACUGUGUACUCUUUUUAGAAAUAAUACUUGUCUGUUUUUAUCAAGAUAAAGCACAUGUAAAUAGUUUUGUGUAUGUUUUCAAUUGUGUAUGUGAAAAAAAGAUUAACACUCCCGUUGUGUUAACGGUCAUGUUCUUAUAAAGUCAAAGUUUUUUGGUUAGUUCGGGUGGGAGGAAAGUGUGAACAUAACAAUUGUCAUAUUUUGAGAUUCAUUAUUUUGUGUUUUUGUCGUUUAGGUUGUGUUUCUUUGUACAGGAGUACAAAGUGUAAUUAAUCAAUGUUACAAAAAAAACAAUGUGUCUUUAAAAAAGAUGGUUAUUGCAUAAAUAAAUAU